Molecule: messenger RNA, 1199 nt
Organism: Nicotiana tabacum (common tobacco)
Lineage: Eukaryota; Viridiplantae; Streptophyta; Magnoliopsida; Solanales; Solanaceae
Source: RefSeq, a predicted model, not a curated record
ACUUUGACUUAAAAUAUGUGUUUUUCAUUGAAGGUGGCAAGAGAAGGAACUGGUGGUGAUCUGCCCUAUAGGAUGGCCAUCCAUCCUGGUGGAGAUGGUCUGAUAUGUUCAAUGCCAAAAAGCUGCAGAUGGUUUGACUGGGAUAUUCAGAGAGCUGAUAAUCUUUCACUUGGUCUAAGAUCAUCUGAGAGAGUACUUGAGCCAUUGCAAGAUGUUGGACAACAAUUAGCGCUAACUUUUAAUAAUGAAGGUUCUUUACUUGCUGUCGGCAGUGAGGAUGGCAAGUUGAGGGUUUUCAAGUGGCCCAGAAUGGAAAUUAGUCUUGAUGAGGCUAAUGCUCAUGCUUCUGUGAAGGAUCUAGACUUCAGCCCUGAUGGAAACUUUCUUGUUUCUGUUGGAAGCGGCCCUUGCCGUAUUUGGGACGUCUCUAAAUCAACAUCUGUAGCUUCUUUGAUGAAAGAAAAUGAUGAGAUCUUUGGCUAUUGUAGAUUCUCACCAGUUAAUGAUGAGAAUCAGGUUCUAUACAUCACCACAAUGCGAGAUCAAGGUGGAAGUAUUUCGAAGUGGAGUACUACUACGUGGAAGAGGAUAAGAUCAAAGCGUGUUGUUCGUGAUCCUGUUUGUGCCUUUAAUAUUUCACCCAAUGGGAAGCUUCUGGCAAUAGGAACAAUCGAGGGAGAUGUACUGAUAGUUUCUUCUAACAACUUGCAAGUGCAAAAUGUGGUGAAAAAGGCUCAUCUUGGUCUUGUGACAACAUUGAAGUUCUCGGAAGAUUCGAGGGCUUUGCUUUCUGCCUCCAUGGAUUCAAGAGUGAGAGUGACAAUUAUAAAGGAAGAGAAGAAAAGUGGUCUGAGCUUGUGGAUCGUUAUACUCGUCCUUCUGAUUGCAAUAGCUGUAUUUUACGCAGCAAACAACGGGAUUCUUCCGUUGGAGUUAAACUCUACUUAAAUGACGAGCUUUACCCAGAACUCAGAAGUAUUGUUAGAAUGGUUAUGUUUAUAGGUGAAACAAUAUCUGUGGCAUUUUUGAAAGCUGGAAAGUAGUUUUGGAUUCUAGUUUAAGUUAAAGGAUAUGUGGUGUUUUGAGUGUGCUUCAAGUGUUAGACAGUUCAAUUCUCCAUUAGAUUCUCACUGUACAAAACAAGUUGUUGACUAUUUCUUCCAUUUCAACUUUAUUUGGUAGAUCUUUCUCAAAAUAAA